Phialemonium atrogriseum is the source of this 1881-nucleotide messenger RNA. RefSeq lists its product as uncharacterized. Gene Ontology annotation, biological process: regulation of DNA-templated transcription. Gene Ontology annotation, molecular function: DNA-binding transcription factor activity, RNA polymerase II-specific; zinc ion binding. The record is from RefSeq and is a predicted model, not a curated record. NCBI's taxonomy places the organism in Eukaryota, Fungi, Ascomycota, Sordariomycetes, Cephalothecales, Cephalothecaceae. The transcript has 2 exons. Bases 1 to 1881 code for a protein of 626 amino acids.
AUGCCAUCGUCGGCAUCCCCAGCGUGUUCUGGCGAGGCCAGAACGUCAGGCAGGAAAGGGAACAAGAAGGUCAGAACGGGGUGCGUGACCUGCAAGAUCCGCAGGGUCAAAUGCGACGAGGCCAGGCCUUUCUGUCUCCGGUGCACCAAGACGGGGCGGAAAUGCGACGGCUACAAGUCCAAGCUUUCGGAUCUCGCGAGCUUAUCGCUCAGUCUGCCAGCAGUCCCUGGCCUCGAGACCCAAACGGAGCGCCGCGCCUUCGACUACUACCGAAGCCGGUCAGCCACCAUCCUCGGAGGCACCGUCGCCGUCGGGUUCUGGUCCGACUUGGUCCUGAAGCUGAGCCUCUCCGAGCCGGCGGUGCGGCAUUCUGUCCUUGCGCUGAGCAGUCUGCACGAGUACACCAAUCGGACAGACAAUGACGGCAAGUUGUCGAAUUGGAAUUUUGCGUUUCGCGAGUACGGCAAGGCCAUGAUUGCCAUGAGGAGCUGGUCUCCCCAGUGUAGUGACGACCCGGCGGCGAUACCGUUACUGGUGUGCCUGCUGUUCGUCUGCAUCGAGUUUCUCGCAGGCCACGAGGCGGCAUCCCAAUUGCAUAUUUGUCAAGGGCGGAAGAUCCUGUCGGAACUUGGGGAUGCAAGCUCGGGUUCGCCCGCAAUGGACAUGAUCAAGCGCGAGUUGGUUCCCAUAUACACGCGGCUCAGCCUAUCGAGUUUUACUUUUGGAAGUCGCCCGUCAGCCAUCCCGUGGCACCUGAAGGUGUCGGCUUCAGUACCCGCCGAGUUCUCUUCCCUGGACGAGUCGCGACACCUGCUGUACCAGAUCCUGGACGAGGCACUCGACUUCAGCACCAAGGGGAAGUCAGCCGUCUACGCCCUUGAACCUCAUCCCGCGGAGGUCGAAAUAUUCAAGAUAACGCAGCAAUAUUUGCUUUCCCAGCUCACGCGAUGGAACAACGCCUUCACCAUACUCACGGCGAGGGACCCGGCACUAAACCAGGCAGCACUGAACCUGCUCAUGCUAUACUACCACGCGGCCCUCGUUUGGAUAUCCGUUGCCCUCCAGCGCUCCGAAACCGCCUAUGACGCGCACACGGCAGGCUUCAGUUCUAUCAUAUUCCUUGCUUCUUCGAUCAUACGCGCCAGACCGCCGGGCGAGAGCACGGAUGCCUUUGGAUUCGAGUCCGAGGUGAUAGGGCCACUGUACUGGACCGCCACCAAGUGUCGUCAUCCGUUGCUGAGGCGGGAGGCAUUGAGACUGCUGAUGAGAGACGAGGUGAGGAAUCGGAGGGAGAAUCUUUGGCAUGGCGCUGGGGCCGCAUUGAUCGCAGCGAGGGUCAUUCAGAUGGAGGAGAGACACCAGGGCGCGGGGUGGAAUGAAGAUGCUCUCGCUGAUCAGCAGCAUUCUUUCCAACAUGGGUUCAUCCAUGCAACAGAGGGUAGGACCACUCAUCUCGGCGGUACAGAGAGUCCCGAGCCAUACGAACAGGAAGUGCAGGUCCCGCUUUCGCAACCACCCACCUUUCCUCCAGGGACCCUCGCCUCCCUGUACGUCGACAAAUCAUCUCCAGACAGCAUGUCCGACAGUGCCUCCACAGCGGAGGCCGGGGGUUACACUCCGGAUCUGAUCAUGCCGCAACGUGGGCCACGCGGGCCGAGAUUUUAUAUCCCAAUACCCAGUGGUUCGGAGGCAAAGUUGGCCCUCUCAAGCCAGUCCGCGGCGGCGAACCUAGAGCCGCCAUACGGCAUUCCAGAGCAUCGUCGCGUGAAGAACGCGCUGAUCGGCCCUAAGGAGGGCGCAGGGACGUGGUUGACGGUGUUCAUGGAGCCAGGAGAAGACGAGACUAAGUGGAAAAUCACGAGAGAGUUCAUCAGGCUAUGA